This is a messenger RNA of Cinara cedri, 6344 nucleotides long. Lineage: Eukaryota; Metazoa; Arthropoda; Insecta; Hemiptera; Aphididae. The record is from the annotation of a GenBank genome assembly.
AUGGCAAAACGUAUUGACAAAAGAAAAAAACAGUUAAAAAGCAAUACAUCAAAAUUAUAUCCUCAGACACAGGAAAUCGAAAAAUCUAGAUUAAAAGCUUUACAGGCACAAAAUAGUGAAAAGUUAACAAUUUUAGAACAACAGGUAAGAACUUAUCAUUAUUUAUGCAUAUUGUAUUGUAUUCUCUAAAAUAUAUCCUAUUAUAAGCAUUUUAAAUUCAUAAACUUUUGCAAUUAUAACUAAUAAUAAGCGAUUUGCGUUUACUAAUUAAAUAACUUGAAAAUUUGAAAAUUAAUUUAAGUCAUUUAAAAAUCUGCCUUUAGUUUGGCAGAAUUAAAUAUCUAGUGAACGAAAUUGUUAAAAAUAAUGGAAUGGUCAAAAGUGGCAUAGAUGCAAUUUAAAUCUAUAGUUUCUCUAUUUAUCCAAAUUGUAUCAAACAUUUAAAGAUUUUAUAUACAUUACCCGUUUUAACUUCAAUUCCAGAUAUAAUAUUUUCAACAUUAAACGAGUGAAAACAUACCUAAAGAAUUCAAUGAAUGAAGUAUUGUAUUAAUAAACUCAUUAUUUAAAUAACCAUAUAAAACUAUUCGUAUUAUAUUUCAGAAUCGUUUAAAUGAAUUAACUUUGUUUGCUAUCCACAAUGAUGUAAGAUGUUUAUAUCACUCCAUAUAAAGUUAUAAACUAAUUGUCAAAAAACCAAGGAAAUUUGAAUUUGUUCUAUAGUUUUAUAGUUAUAUUGGUUAAAUAUUUAAAUUAAUUAAAAAUUUUUAAAAAUUUAAAAAAAAAAAUCUUAAUUUAUUACAUAACAUAAUUAAAUACUAAUUUAUUGUAUUUAAUAUUAUAAAUAUAAUAAAAUAUUAUUUAUCCCCCCCCCUCCUUUAAGAAAAAAUUUAGCAUAACACUGUUUCCUUCAUUCAAAUUUAAUUAUUAUGCAUUAUACUAAAAUAUAUUACAGUGUACGUAUUCUUAUGUAUACAUAAUAUUUUUUUUUUGUAAAUAUUUUGCUGGAAUAUAAUGAGAAUGGAGUGAGAGGGGGUUUUUGUUCUCUCCUAACCUUACCUACCUUAAGCGCAAAACAACUAAAUAUGUUUAUACAUAUCUAUACCGAAAAUUUACUCUUCGUGAAUGAGAAUAUCUAUUUAAUAUUGAAGAACAUUGAUUACAGACACGCGAACAACAAUUGAAGCACACCUGUGCUAUGCUAUCAGAAUUAUCGCGAAAAAAAUAUGAACACGACCGAAUGUACCGCGAUGAAUUAGAUUGGAAACAUUGGAUACAGUGUGAUGGCACUCCCAACCCUCUAGUUGUACAAGAUAUUAACACAUACCUGUUUGUCGAGAGACAAGUGACCUACACUAAUGACGACCAAAACACUUAUGUGAAUAAGUGUUUAGAGAUUUUCAACAUAAUGGAUGCUGUAGAUGACAUUGUGGAUUUGCCACUGGACUUUAGUAAGAUAGAUUAUGGAUAAGUUUAUGCAAUUUACAUUUAAAAUAACCAAAACUUUAGUCAAAGUUUUGUAAAGUUAUUACGUAAAUACUUAAUAGGUAAUAAAAAUGAAUUUGUUUUAGAUCAAUUUAAACUCCAAUGUUUUCGCGAAGCCAGGGAUAAUUUGGGUAGAUUACUCGUAGAAAUAGUACACGGAGUGUGUUAUCAUCUGUUGAGUGAUUACGAUCAUAGAAUGAUACCAGUGGAUUUAAAAACAGUGGAGUAUAAAAACUCAUGUGAAGCAUUUGCAGUAGGUUUGCAUGUCGUGUGCCACAGACCUAGGUUGAAAACCGACAACACACCAUCUCCGAAAUGCGAUUUUCCCGAAUGUCUGGUUAUGGUAGAAGUACCACCACAACUAUCGCAGCAUUAUAUAGCAAUAAUGGCUCUUUGGCUACGCUGGGACCCUUUUACAGAUAGAAUGACCGAGUUUGACGUCUCAAAAUCACCAGAAUUAGAUACUCGAGAUCUGUGGCAGUACUGGGAGGAUACCUGGGCAGAACGAAAUCAGAUAUUAGAAGAACCAAACAAAGAAAAAGAGCGAGCAGAAAAAGAACAGUGGCUUGCCGAAAUGGAAAAUAAACUUAAAUUGUUUGCAGCAGUAGAUCGAGUACAUUAUCCCGAAGAUUUAAAAGCAUACAUCGAAGAACUAGAAGCAAACGAGCCAGGCGAUAUUAUAGAUAUUAUACAGAGUGAACACUCUGACGAGGCAGACGAGGAAUCCCCCAGUCAAAUAUUAGAAAAAAAAAAACCGGAACCUCUAGAACAAACAGAAAAUAUUUCGAAUGCAUUAAAAUAUCCAGAAAAACCAAAUGAACUGAAUCCUAGAAGGUAAAUAUAUUACCUAUAACGUACAUAACAUACUGUGUAUUAACAAAAUGUAAUUAAAAAAUCAUUUUUAAUUGAACAUUAAUAAAGCAAAGGGAAUGCCGAAAAGUAAUUUUAUACCUAACAAAAAGUUAUUGCAUUAUUCCAUUCACUAAUAAUAUUUAUGGAUAAUAAACUAUUAUUACUUUAGUAUUCUAUAUAUUUUAUAAGUAUACAAAUAUUUUCAGUACAAUUUUCAUUCUCAUAAUGUAAUGACAUUUGUGACAACUACCAUCAUAUCCAAUUAAAAUGUAUAAAACAUAAAUCAUCUCCUCAUAGCUGCUGUAUUUUAAGUACUUCAAACUAUGUAUACAAAUAAAUAAUGAUUGAUUAAAAUUAUGUACGUAGAUAAUUUUAAAGUUUAGAGGUGCAUUCAAAGAUACCAAGUUUUACAUUUAAUGUUCUAUAGAUUUACAAUUUUAGUAAAUUUUGAAAUUGCAAUAAUUUUAAUUUUUGUUAAAUGGAAAACAAAAAAUAAACCAUUAUUUUUUUAAACUUUACCUUUAAGAAAACUAUAAGAAAAUCAAAAAACGACUUGCCAACUAGAUUAAAAAUGAAACAGAUAAGUAUUUUUGGCGUUUUUCUAUUGGAGCAAUAUUUCGGAUAGAAAACAUAAAUUAUAUAAAUUUAAAAUAAUGAAAUCGUAAUGCCAUAAAUUUGUUAUUUUUCAUUUUACUUUUUCUUUUUCUGAUUUUUCCUAACUAUUAUAAAAACCUCUUGAAAAAUCAAAAAUGACCUGAAAAAAAGUACUACUCUUGGUAAAUCGGAGCAAUUUUUCUUUUUUAAAACUUGCUGACAAAAACAAAAAAAAUCACAUCAAUGUAAAACCGAUAGAUUCAUCGCUAUACUUCGAAUACAACAAUAUAGUAUCUACAUAAAGUGCAAUUGUUCUUUAUUAUUUAAUUAGAUACUGGAUUAUUGGCGGAGCGUUUAAUGUGGAGAUGUGGAAACUCCCUAUGCAACCUGUAGAACAUCGAAAUGGCGCGUUGAGUGUGAUGAUCAUCGGGCCCUCAAUGCUCCAACCUAUCGAUUAUCAUGAAAAAUACGAACCGUUACAAUUAUCAAUGGGGUUUUCGUCAACGUCAUCGGAGGACGAAGAAACUGACGUUAAAAAACAAAACCAAGAAGCACUAAAGAGACUCGCACUGAUAAAUAUUAAGUUACCAGAAAACGUACUCUGGUUCGAAAAUCCUAAACCAGCCAUGUGGAAUGAAGACAGAAAAGUUUGGACUACUGAUUAUAUAUAUGAUAUAAGGUAAUAAAUUAUAAUAUAGUAUUUUUUUUUUUUCAUUGCUCAUCUAGGAUUAUUAUCAACUAAUAAAAACUAACUUAUAAUAAAAAGGAAAAAAGUACAUUUUCUGAGACGGUUAAACGUGGAUGUUUAGAAUAUGGAGAUAUAUUAACCUCCAAGAACUUUUUCAGUUAAAUAAUUAUAAAACGAAUAAUAUCAAUAAUAAGAAGUGUAAAAGAUAUUUAAAACCAUCAUUACCCAUGCAUCCAUUAUAAUAUAAAAUGUAUUAAUAAAUACACAAUAAUAUACUUAAACCAAAAAUUUGCGUUGUUUCUUUUAUGGACAACUUUUGGGGAGAAAACAUGUAUUGAGAUUUCAAAAUAUAUUAUUCAAAAAAUGAUUGCCUAUAAUUGACAAAAAUAUGUAUUAAUCCAAUAUGAUUGAAAAUAUUUAUCAUAAAGACCGUCGAUAAUUUUGAUAUCUCUUGAUAAAAACUGCAUACAGUUUUAAAAUAAAGGAAAUAUUAACACUUUAAUAAAAUACUAAUAAUGAAUUAGUAUUAUUUUCAAUGUUAAUUAAAUAAAUCGUAUUUGGCAUAUACUGAUUACUUAAACCCACAGACUAAAAAAAAAAAGACGGACAUACUUCAUAUCAUAGAUGGGCUACUGUUGUAGGUAAGAAGUUGAGAAGGUAGAGGGGAAAUUGAAUGUAUAUAUACACACAUCUAUAUGUAAUGAUUAAUCAUUUCUAACAAAAAAUGAUUCUGAGUGGUUUUCGGUUUUACAUAUUUUUAAAUGCCGUAAGGUUAGGUUAUUUACGAUUUGAAAAUAAUAAAUUUCUUAGAUUUUCCCAUAUUCCUACCGUUUUCCUCAAUGUACCAUUCACAGAAAAAAAAAUAAACAUCUUCGUAAAACUAUAAGCUUCUUCGCUCCACUCAGAAUCUAAAAUAAUCUAAAUAUCAUUGUAAACCAAUACAUUUUUCUCACCCCACUCAGAAAGCAAAAUCGAAAAUAAUGAAAUCAUUAUUUUCUACGUUUUUGUUGUUUUUUAUUGGAGCAAAAUUUCUAGUAGAAAACAUUAGUUACACAAAUUUAAAAUCAUGAAAUCGUUACGCCCAUAUAUGUUUUUUGUCAGUUUAUCUCAACAUUUUUUCUCAGGUUUUUAUUUUGAAAAUCAGUGGAAAAAUCAAAAUGUAGCCUCCUUAAAGUAUCAACUAUACACAAUUUCUUUUCAGAAAAUAUGUUACACUUUGAUACAUUGGUAUAAGAUUUCUGGUAAAAAUGUUAUAUAGUAUAAAAGAAAAACAUUAUUGUAAAACCAAUACACAUUUCGCUACGUUCCGAAUCUAAAAAAAAAAUGAGCUACUUAUAUGUAAUAAUCACCAUAAAUUCGAUUAUUUCUUAUCCUUUUUUAAUGUCUUUCGUUAUUUACUCUGAAACGUCACAGGCACGCAUAAUUCUGUUUCUGACCACUUUAACCUGUUGUCUAUCUUCGUAUUAUAUUUCUAUCUUCGUCCAUCAUUUUGAGCCUAACCAUUGAAAAAUAUUAGUUUGUAAUUAUUAUACAUAAUGAAUAUAUUGUAAUAAAUGUAUUUAUUAUUUCAUGGAGUAACUUCUGCAUAAUCAAUUACGUAUAAGUUAUUACUAAUUUGUUUUCUCUUUUGUAAUGAGAGAUUGUCCUGUUUAGAUUUAAUAAAUCAAAUGAAUAAUUUAACUACAUUUGUAUUUGAAACUAAUAACCUUACUCGACCUUACUAUUCGUCCAAUCAAUAGGUUUAACGAAGAGAAGCAAAUGGUGUCUUUCCGAGCUGGUCGAAUGGGUUCGUUCGGGCUGGCCGUCAACCGGUAUUCGAACUUCCCGUUCCAGUCGUGGGAAGUACGACCUGAAGGCGGGGCCAACGAAGGUGGCGUGGUGCUGUCUGUAACGGCGGCCACGGUACUUGUGGAAUUCGUGGUACGCGGUGACCACGUAGCUAUGGUUCAGCUGCAGAACGCCACCACGGUUGCCCUGCAGGAGAUGAUCGGUGCGUAUCACCGGCCGGACAGGCUGAUUCGAUUGUUGCGCCGUGGCGGAGUCAACCUGUUUCCUGCACCAGACGCGCGCCACUACGUCGAUAGCCACCGACCUCCCAAACAAGCUGUGACCGAGCGACACACGUACCGUUGCAUGGCCGCUCUGAGCAGCACACAUCAGUUCACUGCCUCCCGGUGGAACGUCAACGUACCCGCCGACCGAAUAAUAUUUCAGAUGAAGGAAAUACCGGUUGAUGAGUCGGGCAGCAGUGGUGACACCAGCGUCGGAGCCGGCGUGGGCACGCCAUACAAGAUGGUCAUGGUAACGCCGGAACGGGCCGUGCUGCUCAAGUGCAGUGAGGCUAGCCAAGCGUUCUCUGAAGAAUCUCAGUCCGCUUCAUUUACACCAGAUUUGUUUGCACUUGCCACGGAAGUCACGGAAGUCACGAGCAGUGACCAGGUGCGAACGUCUCUAACCAAUGUGGACGUCUCAAAGACCAUGGAAACUCUAUUCUAUUUGAUGGACAAAAUCAAAUUUUUCAGCUAUUCUUAGUCAUAUUAAUGCUCAAUGUUUGUAGAGAUCGUCUUAUACCGUCGUUAAUAUGAACCACGAAAUAACAGUAACACAAAUAUACGAUCAUUGAGUUUUAUAUUUUAUAAUGAGUUUAAUAGUAUUCAUCACUCAAUGAUGUACUAUUUUGUACUAGCUAGAAAAAAUAUUGAACUAAGAUCAACAUUGAGAAUAU